AACGCAGGGAGGAAGGAAACAAAAAAAUCUGCUGCGGCUUGCUGUCCUAACUGAACAGCAAAAGCACCCAAGACAGGCAGCACGCUGAAGCUGUACUUGGCUGAGAGAAAAAUUCAUCCACCUUUCCACCUUCCCCUUUAAAUUACUAUCUGCUUUUCUCUUUUUUAUUACUUCAUAUUUUUUUAGAGGGUUGAAUUAAUUCUGAGAGGUCUGCCGUCUCUCAGCCUUGAUGGCUUUACCUGAUACAGCCCGUGGAUUACCCAAUGGAGGAGGUGGUGGCUGUGCUGGAGGCAAAGUCUUGGACUCUUUGUUUCCCGAAAUUGUGGAGCUAAAUGUUGGGGGGCAAGUAUAUGUGACCCGUCAUACGACUCUUGUGUCCGUACCAGAUUCUCUUCUCUGGCGUAUGUUCUCCCAGCAGAAACCUGGGGAAUUGGCACGGGACAGUAAGGGCCGCUUCUUUCUUGACCGUGAUGGUUUCUUAUUUCGUUAUGUCUUGGAUUACCUGAGAGACUUGCAGUUGGUAUUACCAGACUACUUCCCAGAAAGAAGUCGCCUACAGAGGGAAGCUGAGCACUUUCAGUUGCCUGAACUUGUGAAGCGUCUGAACCCUCUGCGUGUCAGUAAAGAGAGCUCUAUUGGUGGAGAAGAACCACCUUUGCUUCUUACCCCAGCUAAUAUUCAAGAUCCAGACAUAGACACAGGCAUCAUUCCAGCCUCAACUUCACCAGCUGCUGGGGUUCCAUCCCCAACAUUAGAUCCAUACCGCUUCAAUGCUUCCUCUUCUUGCAGUCCAGCCUCCGUCCCACGUCUCACCCCUUCACAGUCUUUGGAAGGAAGAAGAUCUGGGUAUAUAACUGUCGGCUAUCGAGGUUCCUAUACAAUUGGACGGGAGGCACAAGCAGAUGCCAAGUUUAGAAGGGUGGCCCGCAUCACUGUCUGUGGAAAAACAUCCCUGGCCAAAGAAGUUUUUGGAGAGACCUUAAAUGAAAGCAGGGAUCCCGACAGGCCUCCAGAGAGGUACACUUCCAGGUACUACCUCAAGUUCAAUUUUCUGGAACAGGCUUUUGACAAGCUGUCUGAAGCUGGUUUCCACAUGGUGGCAUGCAGCUCCACUGGGACCUGUGCUUUUGCCAGCAAUGACCAGAGCGAGGACAAAGUCUGGACAAGCUAUACUGAGUAUGUGUUUUGCAGGGACUAAAAUCAAGCCACAAAAUCCACAAAGGAAAGAAUCAUUCCUUCAAAUCCCAGUUCCCCUUUGAAGAAAAAAAAAGUUCACUUUAAUAUUAUAUGUGCAUAGAACUGGUGGAUUGUCUCUGUUCCUGGACUCUUAAACAAACUGGCGAGACACUCCCGGGACACGAGUACAUCUUUAAAAAGUAUUAAUAAUAGAAUCAUACUAACAUCUGCUUUUAGGUUGUUUAGUAAAAUGACAGAUUGCAACACAGGAACGAUAUUACUAAACCCAAACAACACUUUUUCAUGAACCAAUCAAAAGAGACAAAAUAUAUUGAAUGUUAACUCCUUCCUGCUUGAAUUUGGCUGUAUGGAGCUUGCCAAAUCACCCUUAAUGGCAUAUUUUUUUUUCUAUUGUUGUGGAGAUCUCCAAUUUAAAUGAAAAAAACACCGUAAUUUCUUAUCUUGCUCCAAAUGUUUAAAUGUCUGUCAUAAAGCCGGCACUGUAAAGAUAAGUAUCGUCAUCUUUAAUAAAAUUCAAGCCAUUGCUAGAGAUGCCAAGAUGUUAGUUGCACCUUGUAUAGCUUCAUUAACAACCUAUAAUAAAAUCACCCUUAAACAUA
This is a messenger RNA of Spea bombifrons (plains spadefoot toad), 1796 nucleotides long. It is a transcript of the gene KCTD12, whose product is annotated as potassium channel tetramerization domain containing 12. Gene Ontology annotation, cellular component: postsynaptic membrane; presynaptic membrane. Gene Ontology annotation, molecular function: protein binding. The record is from RefSeq and is a predicted model, not a curated record. The transcript has a single exon. NCBI's taxonomy places the organism in Eukaryota, Metazoa, Chordata, Amphibia, Anura, Pelobatidae. Gene Ontology annotation, biological process: protein homooligomerization; regulation of G protein-coupled receptor signaling pathway. Bases 230 to 1198 code for a protein of 322 amino acids.